AUGGGGCUCCUGGCAGCACUGGUCACUCUGGUUUGCAUCUUCGCUCCAGUGUGUGAAGCCGAGGGAUGCGGUGGGUUCAGACACCUGGAAAACGGGCAGACAUUCUUCCGCUACGGUGGCCUGCUGGUCAUCUUCCGCUGUCAUCCCGGUUACAAGCUGCAUGGAUACAAAACCAACAGCUGUGUGUCUGGACAUUGGUCCCGGGAACCUGCAGUGUGUGUCGGUUCUGGCUGCUCCAACCCGGGGACCCUCAUCCAUGGGACCAGCAGCAUGAAUGAAGACGGCUCCUGGGCAACGUUCAGCUGUAACAGUGGCUUUAGGUUACGCGGGCCCUCAAUGUUAUACUGUAAGGGCCACACCUGGAACAGCACAAAGCCUGUUUGCAAAGAGUCCGACAUGAUGAGAUCGAUUUCAGGUGUCACUGCACAAAAGUCGCACCAGAACCUCCAGGUUUCUGCAGCUCUAAAGAGCCAUCAGUAUUCCCACUACAACACCCUCACCAAUACAGCCUCUAAAGAAGCAGAUCUCAAAUUUGGCCUGUUGUCUCGAACACCAUCCAAAAUAUCCAGCAACGCCACUGACUUGAGCUCCUACUGGACUGAAAACUACAACCUCACGGUGAACACAACCUCCAAACCUUUAACGAUCCUCAGCAGACGACCUGUGUGUCCAUAUCCACCAGUACCUGCUCACGGGACCUUCUACUUCCGUAGUGUCGACAAUCCAGGUCCCAGAGAGUACAGACACUACAUCCAGUACGCCUGCUACCCCGGUUAUACACUGGCUUAUGGAGACGUACAGAGCUACUGCCAGCAGGGAGGCAGGUGGAGCGGAGUCACGCCUGUUUGUCUGGAGCUGAAACCAUGUUCAGUGAACAACGGAGGCUGUUCCCAGCUGUGCUCUCACUCCCAGCACUACAACCAGAGCUCCAACCAGAACCAGACCAGAACUUGGUGCCACUGCCGACCUGGGUUCACUCUACUGGAUGACGGGCGAACAUGUCGAGAUGUAGAUGAGUGUGUUGAGGAGCAACACCAGUGUCAGCAGAGAUGCAUCAACACCUUUGGUUCCUUUAAGUGCAGCUGUGAUGACGGAUACCAUCCAGCUCACGAUCAGACCUCCUGCACAGAUGUGGAUGAGUGCCUGCUGCCUGCAGCUGUCACAGGCUGUGUGUUCGGCUGCGUGAACACACCGGGGAGCUUCCACUGCCAGUGUCCUGCCGGCUACAGCCUCCAGACUGCAGACGGACACUGCCAAGAUAUAGAUGAGUGUGCUGUUGAUAAGGGGCUGGGGCCUUGCAUGGAGCAGUGCCACAAUUCACCAGGAUCCUACCGAUGCUCUUGCACGUACGGACGCAUCUUAGCUGGAGACGGACGGAGCUGCGUGUCAGAGUGUCCACCCGGAUACAGGAAACAACCAGCGGCGACGCCUGAGAAUUCAACUGCACAAACUCCAAAGGAGGAGUGCGUAGAUAUAAAUGAGUGCCAGGAGGAAACGUGUGAGGGGCAGUGUGUCAACCUGCCGGGAUCUCACCGCUGUAUCUGCCCCAGAGGAUUCACACUGCAGAGAGACGGGAGACGCUGCAGGGACAUUAAUGAGUGCAAUCGUAAGAAUGGAGGCUGUUCCCAUGUGUGUGUGAACCAGCGAGGUGGAUAUAAAUGUGCCUGCCCGGCCUCCCACCGCCUGUCGCCCUACAGCUGGAAGAAAUGUGUACCGAGGACAACAGCGAACACUGCUGGCUGA
Molecule: messenger RNA, 1743 nt
Organism: Stegastes partitus (bicolor damselfish)
Lineage: Eukaryota; Metazoa; Chordata; Actinopteri; Pomacentridae
Source: RefSeq, a predicted model, not a curated record